AUGGGCGCUGUCGACUGGUUCAGUGGAAGCUCGGCGACUGCCGCGGAGACGUUGAUGGCCAUUGAGGACGGCCACAAGCGCGUCACGAGUCGCUUUGUGGGUCGGAUCCGACUCCAUGGAUCUGCGAUGCUGAACGCCAAGGGGCUCUUGCAGCAGACGGUCGUGACGAAAUUGUACCCGAUUGUGCAGCUCCGUCUACUGCCCAUGCGCCGCUCGUCGCCGUUCAAACAGGACAGUGGACAAGGAAACAGGACUGUCUCUACUGCUGCUGCUGCUGCUACUCCUGCUGCUACUCCAUUGCAGGAGCGGCAUUUGAAGCAUGUCGAGUCAGAGACUGCACCUGUUUGUGGGCUGAAGGCUUCGUGGUUCCACUCGGAAGCUUGUGACCGCUUUGCAGAUCAGGUCAAUUGCUUGGUGCAGGACUCGAGCAGUACGUUCGAGAUGACGAGUGAAGGCUGUGGCGGCGUGUACUACUUGAAAAUAGACACGGCGAAGCAGACGAAGCCGAUGGGUGUGUUCAAGCCAAGAGAUGAAGAGUACAUGGCUCCGAAUAAUCCGCGGGGAUACGUGAAGGAACACGCAGUAGUGGGGGUGACGGAGCACCCGGUGAACAAGGGAUUUCGCAUCGGCAAUGGCGCUCUGCGUGAACGUGCGGCCUAUUUGUUGGAUGACGCUUAUGGCAACUUUAGUGGUGUACCUGUGACGAAUUUAAUGGUGUUGAAUGUGGGUGGAGAAGAGAAGGAGGGAUCGAUGCAGCAGUUUGUGGCCUCGCAGUGCUCAGCGGAAGACAUUGGCACGCUAAAAUUUGCGAUCCCUGAGGUGCACAAGAUUGGCAUUCUGGAUGUGCGGCUGUUUAACACGGACCGCCAUGCUGGCAACAUUUUGCUGCAGGCGCGGGCCAAUGACCAGACUUUUGGCAUAGUACCGAUUGACCACGGCUUUUGCUUGCCGUCGUACAAGCAUUUGGAUGGCGCGACGUUCGACUGGCUGCAGUGGCCUCAGGCUGAAUUCCCUUUUACAUGUGCGGAGCUCGAGCACAUUGCGUCGCUCAACGAAGAGCGCGACGCGGCCGUGCUGCGUGCUGUUGGAAUUGAGGAGGAGUGCGUGACGACGAUGCGUGUGUGUACAGCGCUGCUGAAGCGUGGAGCAGAGGCCGGGUUUUCGUUGUUCGAGAUCGGCAGUCUGUUGCAACGCGACGGUGACUUUUCGUCGCCUUCGCAGCUGGAACUGGUCGUUGCCAAGGCGGUGACGGCUGUCGAGGAGGACAUGGGCUUGUGCGCGGACAAGGAUGGUGUCACCUUCUUUGAUGCUGUCGUCGCGGAAGUUACGUGUCAAGCUGAGAGUAUGCUCGAGGGCCAGACGAAGAAGAAAGUGCGCAGCAUUAGCUGCUUCAGUUGA
Peronospora matthiolae is the source of this 1398-nucleotide messenger RNA. The record is from the annotation of a GenBank genome assembly. NCBI's taxonomy places the organism in Eukaryota, Oomycota, Peronosporomycetes, Peronosporales, Peronosporaceae.